Molecule: messenger RNA, 1383 nt
Organism: Plectropomus leopardus (leopard coralgrouper)
Lineage: Eukaryota; Metazoa; Chordata; Actinopteri; Perciformes; Serranidae
Product: amphoterin-induced protein 3
Biological process (GO): brain development
Cellular component (GO): membrane
Molecular function (GO): protein binding
Source: RefSeq, a predicted model, not a curated record
AUGACCUCUGUACUGAAUCCACGCCUUCUCCUGCUGCUGCUCUGUCUCCUCGGCAGCUCUGAGGAAACCUGUCCCUCCAUGUGCCUCUGUGUAUCUGACACAGUGAGCUGUGGCUCCAGUGGUCUGGCCAAGCUACCUCUGUCCCUGCCAUCCUUCUCUGUCACCCUUGACCUCAGCCACAACCAUCUGUCCUGGCUGGGUCCAAGCAGCUUCAGAAAGAUGCCCAGGCUGGAGAACCUCCGGCUGACCCACAAUCAGAUCAGCUCCCUUGGCCACGGGGUAUUUAACAACGCCUCCAGCCUCAGACACCUUGACCUGUCCUCCAACAAGCUGCAUGUGGUGGAGCAACACUACUUCCAGGGGCUGUGGAGGCUGGAGGAGCUCCUUCUCUUCAAUAAUAAGAUCACACAGGUGGAGGCCGGCACAUUGAGCGGCCUGAGCAGCUUGAAAAAGGCCUACUUCAGCCUCAACCAGAUAACACACUUCCCCUUUUUCUCCAUCCAAGACCACAGUCACCCCUUCCUGACUAUGCUGGACCUCUCUUCCAACCGUAUGAGUCGUCUGCCAUGGGAGGAUGUGAAAGCUUUGCCCGGGUUAGUGCAGCGGGGGCUGUACCUGCACAACAACUCUCUGAUCUGCGACUGCUCCAUGUACAGCGUGUUCUGGCACUGGAAUAUGAGGGAUUAUGACUCACUGAGGGACUUUACGGAUGAGCACACUUGUAGUGUCUAUGGGAACCCGCGAGCGUCCAUCCGGUUCCUGCGACACUCCCGCUUUUUCCAAAACUGCACUUUGGAAAAAGCCGUCUCCAUGCCAGUGACCGUGCUCCUCUCCAACGUGGUGAUUUUAGAGGGAGAGAGAGUGCAUUUGGACUGCCAAACACCCCUACGAAGUACAGACCUCUCAUUUACAUGGCUCUCCCCCAGCAAGGGGUACAUCACCCACCCUGGCAUAAAUGACACGCUAAUUAGCCUGUUUCCUAAUGGUACCUUAGAGAUCCAAGCAGCCAAGGUCAAUGACUCAGGCUUGUACGUGUGCACAGCGGUGGAUAUUAAACAGGCAAUGAAUGCAACCCGGGAGGUGAAUGUGACGGUGCUGCUGCCUUCAGCGGAGCCAUUCAACACCGGCUACACAACGUUGCUGGGCUGCGUGGUGACCAUGAUCUGCAUCCUCAUAUACCUCUACCUGACUCCGUGUCGCUGCAGCUGCUGUAAACAGCCCAAAGCUACAGCUAUCCCGAUCGCGACCUAUGACACGAGCACCCAAUCCUCUGUUUUCUCCCCUUACACAAGAGACCAGCAAAAAAUCCAAGCUAACAGGCACGUAGCAUUCAUGGAGCCGAUGUUGAGUGAAGAGGGAACAGAGUGGACACCUGAAAGUUGA